Gryllus bimaculatus (two-spotted cricket) is the source of this 341-nucleotide messenger RNA. NCBI's taxonomy places the organism in Eukaryota, Metazoa, Arthropoda, Insecta, Orthoptera, Gryllidae. The record is from the annotation of a GenBank genome assembly.
GCGCUGCGCAGGGGCUGCGCAACACGUGGCGCAGUGCUGAGGAGCUGCGCAAGGUGAAGGACAACGGCCACCGCGAGAAGGAGAACUGUUGGCAGCGGCGGCGGCGGUUCGUCGCUUGCGAUGAGCCCAAGUGCAACAUUCAGAAAGAGAGCGCGAUGCUGGCGGUGGUGCAGCCGGCGGUGGGGCCGCCGCCGCCGCGCAUCACGCACACGGCCGCCACCCCGCAGGACUCGCCCUCCACCACGCUGGAGCCCGCGGGCCGCGCGCCCGCCCUCGCCCUCUACGCCUCCUCCGCCUCCAUCGACUCCAUCGACCGCUCCACGUUAUCAGUACUAGCUUAG